CGAUUCGAAGCGGAAGUAAUUUGAUAGUUCCUCUUCAGGGAGCAGAAAAACACUUGCGUUUUAAUUUUUUCGACGAUAACUCAUCAAUUGUAUUGUAUUUUGGCAAACUUUAAUUCUUCCCCGUGAUGUUUACGCCAGUUGGAUUCUUUAACAACCCAAGUACACAGCAUCGAACUCACGGAAGAUAUAGACCGAAGCCACUUUCUCAACGUAAUCUAGUAUCGGCUUUCUUUGGAUUGACCACGGUAAUUUUCAUAGCUACUGCUCUUGUAGAACCGAGAUGGUUCGCUGUUCAAGGAAAACCGUGUACAGGGCGUCAUAUUGGAAUCUACAAAAUGUUAUCUUUGAAAUCCAAGAGUCCUCUGAGUAAGUAUAUCAUCUGAAAGAUUUCUGAUCGGUGUUCUGUUCUUGUCUGUAUUUAUAAUAAAAGCAAGGAAUUUUAAUAACGUAUCUUAAUAUUUCAUGUAAAAAAUAUAUUCACUAAUAUGCCAUUUGUAAUAUAAACAAAUAGUGAUCUUUGUACUAAAACGUAUAUAUGAUUUUGCAAUGUAGUGUUAAGUAUACCUGAUCACCUAAAUUAUAGAUCAAUAAAAUUUCCACACAAGGAAAAAAUUAAUUGCACGUAUAUAAAAUGACUGGUAAUACAUAAAAUCUCAUUACCGUCGUUUUCAAGUUGCCAUGCAAAACGUCAAACUCCACGGGUGCACAUGCAACAAAUUGUUGGGGGAGAGGGGUUUCGGGCCGAUCUGGGACUGACUUUCUUGUUCACCACAACAGACAUUUGUGGCGUUCGGAUUAACUAACUCUUUAGCAGAAAAUUGAGGCCGACUUUUGAUACAGUCUCAAAGAAAACUGGGACCUACUUUUUGCAUGUGAUUUUCGAACUUUGUCUGGGGGUUUUCAAAUCCUGGGGGUUAUCAUGAAUUUCACCAAAUUGCAAACUGGAUAUUUUGAAAACAAUCUAGCCGUAAGCUAUGCCAUGUUUGACAUUUUCAAGGUGAGUGGGUGGGUUUAGAUGGAAAUGUCUGUUUGACAUUUCAUGUGGCAACUUGAAUAUGGACGUGGCCCUUUAUACCAGGCUUUUCAAAGUAUUUCUCUGCAGCUACCUACCUUGUGUCACUUGCAUAGUGUUUGAUUCAGUGUUCUAGGUACAUGUAUAACCUGCAACCAGGCCCUCUAAACCCACAUGGAAACAUGAGACAUCUGAGGAUGAACAGUCACAGAUGAGAACAGAUGGCCAAUUCACUCCAAAUGUUCCUGUACGCCUUGGAAACAAAUUCAUAAAAAUCUUCAAUAAAAAUAAAAUCCCACUGCAUUUUUGAAAUAUUACCAAAAACCUAAUGCACUUUUUUGAAGAACAUCGAGUGUCAAGAAAAUAUUAUUUUGAUUUUGAGAAUCGAAGUCCAAUUUGAUAUUUAAGUCCAGCCAAUCAGAAUCCAUACAGUCUGUACACAGGCUAUAUUCCACUUUGCUUACUCUAAAUGCUGGCAUGUCUGAACACCUAUAAGCAGUGAUCAGCAAUCAUUUAACAAAUAUAAAAAUUUUCCAUGUUGAUAUACAGUUAUAUCAACACGAGUGGAAAUUGGGAAAACGAGAAAUUGUGUGGAAACACGACGCCCGAAGGCGUCGUGUUUUCACACAAUUUCGAGUUUUCCCAACUUCCACGAGUGUUGAUAUAACUAUAUAUCAAUACGGAAAAAAUGUUUUAUAUUUGUUUUAUAAUAUAGCAAUGUCAAAAGCUCGAAGAAUAAGAACAAUUUCCGUGUUACAAGCGUCGGAAAAUUUCCCGUGUUGACAUGGAGUUAUAUCAACACGGCUCUUAGCCAAUCAGCGUUCAGAAUUUACAAAUGCUAUAUUAUAAACUGUAUUAUCACCACAUUGCAACAACCAAUGAACCAUUAUAGCCUGCUCGUUAAGGUGAAUUGAGAGCCUGCACUGAUGGCAUACAAUUUUGAACAUCUGCGUCUCGAAUCGGGACGCGAAAUUCUCAUUGGUCAGAUGCUGUCAUUUAUAUGUUUCUGCUGAGCUCUAUAUAUGUCAACUGCUGAAGCACUAUGCAUAAAAAACACAUUAAUUGAUCAAAUUGGUCUUGGCCAUCUUAUCUCAAAGCACAAAAUGUUCUGUUUUGAGAAAACAGUAUUUAAAACAUUGAAUAUCUUAUAUUUUGAAAGAAACAGUAUAAACUGUAUGGUCUGCAGGAAAGUUGUAAACAACGCCAUAUAAGGAUAGACAUUCCAUAUUUGGAAAAACUAACAUUACGAGGCAGAUAUUCAAAAUUGUAUGUCAUCAGUGCAGGCUCCCAUGUCACCAGUGGCGCCGCCAGCUGGAUAAUUGGGGGGGGGGGGAAUAUUCAUAUCUUAGUGUUCUGCUUUAUUGACUUCUUUUGAAAUCGAUUGUUUUUUAUGGUAUGUGAACACAAAUAUAUGAAUAUUCCUAAUUAUCCAGCUGGCAGCAUCACUGCAUGUCACCUUGAGGCUACAACCAUUAUACACAUUUAUUUCUCACUGUUUUACUAUUUGUGACACAGUGAUCCAACUUAGGCAUAAAAAAAAUACCUGUGGUUCCGGUUUCAUAUCGUGAAAAAAUUAGGGUCGGUAGGUCGGAAAUAUAAUUUUUUUUAAAUAUUUUUUUCAUGGUUUUGGCGGUUUUUUGCUGGGCGAUUUGCAGUAGAGUCCCGACAUCAAUAUUAACUAGAGAUGCGUAUUUCCUAUGGACAAAUUUAGGCAAUUUGGUUCAAUAAUUAGUAUGACAACAGACCCCAUUUUGGCAUGCUGUAUGAGCAGCCCGCAACCACCUGGAGAAAAUAGGGUCGCACGGUCAAUCGCUUUGAAAAAUAACAGAGUCAGUCGGGAACCGGAACCACAGGUAUUUUUUUUACGCCUUAGAUUUUAUUGCAAUUUUUACAGAAAAACUAUGCUACAGUGCUGACACCAUCCUCAAGCUCAAGAUUAUAAUGGCGUUUCUGUGUUGUGCACUCUUUUGCAGUUUUACUGCAUGUUUACUCGAUAUUUGGGGACCAAAGAAAAGGAUAUUCCAAUUGAUUCGAUCAAAUUCAAUAGGAAAUAUUGUUUCAGGUUAGCAUAACUUAGUCCUGGUCAUUUUGCUAAAUAAUUUUGCAGUUACUGGCUAAUAAUUUUGCAGUUACUUUUGCAGUUACAAAAUGCAAACUGGUCCACACGUUGUUGAUACAAUAGCCAACAACUAUAAAUAGCCAACAACCAUUGAAAGAGAAGUUUAAACCUGACUGGUAUAUAAAAGUUAUAUUAGUUUUUGACACUUUGAAUGUUAUCUUUUGAGUUUAACCUAAUAGUGCGCAAGACUCUCCCCUUGACACAUAAAAUCAUCUGGCAUUAGACAGAGUAAAAUAGUAAACUUGGGCACAUUUGGGUGCAUUUCAGCUUAAUGGGUUAAUCUUCAUUUGACAACACUUCUGUUGAUAGGGAUGGAGCUACCUGAAAAAUACAAGGAGAACUUCGACGUUUUGAGAGAACUCGGGAAGCACUUGGCUACUACCUUCCUGAAGAAGGGCCUUCACUCGAAACGUUGAAGUUCUCCUUGUAUUUUUCAGACAAUUGCAUCCCUCUCAACCUAAAUGUUGUUGUUACUGGCACUACCUACAGGGUUCGAAAUAGCCACCGGCAAUUUUAGGACUUUGCCGGCGAUUUUUAAUUUCAAAGCAUAGGGGGUCGGUGAGAGUAUUUAUUCACCGAUGACUCGCUUACAAUAACACGUACAUAUACACAGAAAAACUAGUUUCAUAUUAAUCAGAUUAAUAUGAAACUAGUUUUUCGUAUCUCUGAGGAUGGUUCUGAAAUAUACACUGACAGAACUUGUUAAUGUUUGUUCCUACACCAAAUAAAAUGUAUUGCUGCGUUCUUACAAAUGUUGUGUUGGUUUACAUCACUAUUAUUUGGCCUAUGCUCUCUCCAGAACAUAUCAACUAAACUUUGCUUAGAAAAUAGCCGGCAAAAAUUUUCACCUACAAAAAACAGCCGACAAAAUUUGACAUAUUUUCAGAACGUUAUUUCAAACCCUGACCUACAGUACAUUGGCACCGUUCAAGAUUAUGAUCUUCAUUUAACUAUUAACUAUGUUUAUUUGCAGUUGUGAUGUCAGUUGCUUCCUGUGCAUUUUCCUACUGGGUGACAAUUUCUAUCAAAAAACAUUUGCAUUCGCAACUCAAGAAUCCGCAACAUGUUCAUGUAACAUUCUCGUACAGUUUUUACUUAGUUGUUGCUGGAGGUGUGUGUGCUUUGCUAGCUUGUGCUUUUAACAUGAUAAACUGUACCUGCCGAAGAAACCGAAGCAACUUCUCAAGCGAGGAAGAAUUGACGGCAGAAUUAAUGAACUCGAUGGAAGCAGCAGCGCCAUCCUCAAUCAGAGGUGAACCACCACCUGUAUACUCUGUGUAAGCAGCACUAAAGUGCUCUUACUAGUAGUUCUGAGAUACAGUUGUCCGCCCAAUUCAUGUAGUUUUGUACACAAUAAUAUGUUUUUUUGACAGAUUGUGUACAUAUAAACACAAUUAAAGCAAUUAAUCUGCACUAAACAAGUAAUGAAACACUUUAUACCAACAAAACAGUAUUUUAAUUAAAAGAUCAUUGAAUUGAUGCAAACUGAAAUCAAGAAUUCAUGAUUGAAAACUGUUUGGUCAGUGUCACGCUCAUUUAGUGAGUGAGAGGCUGUAUUCAAAUCACAUUUGUAAUGUUCUGUAAUCAUUAUGUUAGCCUAAAACCAACAAUAAUGCAAGCAUGGUAAAACAAGGUACCAUAGUUUUAGCAUGGGUUUAGCUAUUGACAUUAUGCUAAUAUUGUUAUAUAAACUGUAAAAUAUGAAUACAUAUAAGCAUAUAGACAUCAUAGAAUAGUUUGUGAUUUUAUAGAGCAAGUAAAUUAUUGAGACUGUAUCAAUGUUAAUUAAUAAUUUUUAAUCAAAUUUUGAC
This is a messenger RNA of Paramuricea clavata, 4942 nucleotides long. Lineage: Eukaryota; Metazoa; Cnidaria; Anthozoa; Malacalcyonacea; Plexauridae. The record is from the annotation of a GenBank genome assembly.